Varroa destructor (honeybee mite) is the source of this 1066-nucleotide messenger RNA. It is a transcript of the gene Rrp4, whose product is annotated as exosome complex component Rrp4. Gene Ontology annotation, cellular component: nuclear exosome (RNase complex); cytoplasmic exosome (RNase complex). The record is from RefSeq and is a predicted model, not a curated record. Lineage: Eukaryota; Metazoa; Arthropoda; Arachnida; Mesostigmata; Varroidae. Gene Ontology annotation, molecular function: RNA binding. Gene Ontology annotation, biological process: nuclear polyadenylation-dependent rRNA catabolic process; CUT catabolic process; exonucleolytic trimming to generate mature 3'-end of 5.8S rRNA from tricistronic rRNA transcript (SSU-rRNA, 5.8S rRNA, LSU-rRNA).
CGCAGAGGUGGUUAAGUUGAUAGCCAGGAGGCCGGCGUGUGUUUUCUUCAUCGACAAACCAAUUUGUGCUAUAAGCUUAUCGGCUGAAUCUUGGUUGUUGAAACAAAUAGAAUUAUUAAGUCGUACAGACUUUCGUGUCGUAAACUCAUCACGAUGGCGUUAGAUAUUGACGUGCGCCUUUUCUCGUCGAGGCCCUCUAGCAACCUGAAUUUACGUGAAAGCCCGCAGGCGACUAAGAUCGUCAUGUCACCUGGUGAAACAAUUACUACGGAUGGUGGUUACAUGAGAGGUCAUGGAACGUAUCUCGAAGAAGAAAGCGGUCUUCUGUCAGCUGUUGCCGGCGUGGUCGAGAAAGUAAAUAAACUAAUUACGGUUCGUCCGUUGAAGACACGGUACAAUCCGGAAGUUGGCGACGUCGUCGUGGGACGAAUCGUGCAGGUGUGUCAGAAACUGUGGAAGGUUGACGUUGGUGCCCGUCUUCACGCGGCAUUACAUCUUCACUCAGUUAACCUUCCCGGGGGAGAGCUUCGAAGAAAGUCAAUAGAAGACGAAUUGAUGAUGAGCCAAUAUUUCAUCGAUGGAGAUCUUGUGUCUGCUGAGGUUCAAAACGUGGGCGUUGAUGGCGCCGUGUCACUUCAUACGCGAAACCUAAAGUAUGGCAAACUUGGUCAAGGAGCUCUUGUCACGGUCUCGCCGUCAUUAAUCAAACGAUGCAAGACUCAUCUUCAUAAUUUGGCAAACGGAGUUCAUCUUAUUAUCGGUCUUAAUGGCUUUAUUUGGGUGACCCCCGAUACGGAAGUUGACUCAUCUAAGUUCACCCAGAACCACGAGCAGGUAGCAUUUCCUCUUCGAGAGGCAAUCUGCCGAACUCGGAAUGUUAUUCUUUGUUUAGCAAUACACAAUAUCAUGCUGUACGAUACAUCGAUUGUUCAUGCGUACGACAUCUCACGCGAAUACUCGAUAGCACAGCUUUUGAAACCUGAAGUGCAACUGGAAGUUGCCCAGCUCACCCGACAUAAAAUUCAGAUGGAAAUAUCCUAACAAUGUAUGCGCUGUCACAUAUAGA